Molecule: messenger RNA, 5007 nt
Organism: Dama dama (fallow deer)
Lineage: Eukaryota; Metazoa; Chordata; Mammalia; Artiodactyla; Cervidae
Gene: PDE1C
Product: phosphodiesterase 1C
Exons: 18
Coding region: 58-2142 (694 amino acids)
Biological process (GO): signal transduction
Molecular function (GO): 3',5'-cyclic-nucleotide phosphodiesterase activity
Source: RefSeq, a predicted model, not a curated record
CCGGCGCCGGGGUGCGCGCCCCUCCGCUGGGGACCUCGGGACGCCGCCAGCCGAGCCAUGACGGACGCCAGCAACAGGAAAGAGGGCUUCAAAAAAUGCCGGAGCGCCACUUUCAGCAUCGAUGGCUACAGCUUCACCAUCGUUGCAAAUGAAGCCGGAGAUAAGACUGCCAGGCCACUUGCCCGCUUCUCCCGGUCUAAGUCGCAGAACUGUCUCUGGAACUCCCUCAUUGACGGGCUCACAGGGAAUGUCAAGGAGAAGCCACGGCCGACGAUUGUCCAUGACCCCCGGCCACCUGAGGAAAUCCUUGCUGAUGAACUGCCUCCGCUCGAUAGCCCGGAAGCCUUGGUGAAAACGUCCUUCAGGUUACGAUCUUUGGUCAAACAAUUAGAGAGAGGGGAGGCUUCAGUGGUAGAUCUCAAGAAGAAUUUGGAAUAUGCAGCCUCCGUGCUUGAAUCUGUGUACAUUGAUGAAACCAGGCGACUCCUGGAUACGGAGGAUGAGCUCAGUGACAUUCAGUCAGAUGCAGUGCCUUCUGAGGUCCGAGACUGGCUGGCUUCCACCUUCACACGGCAGAUGGGGAUGAUGCUCAGAAGAAGUGAGGAGAAGCCGCGGUUCAAGAGCAUCGUCCACGCAGUGCAGGCUGGGAUAUUUGUGGAGAGAAUGUAUAGACGGACAUCAAACAUGGUUGGACUGAGCUAUCCACCAGCUGUUAUUGAAGCAUUAAAGGAUGUGGACAAGUGGUCCUUUGAUGUCUUUUCCCUCAAUGAAGCCAGUGGGGACCAUGCACUGAAAUUCAUUUUCUAUGAGUUGCUCACUCGCUAUGAUUUGAUCAGUCGUUUCAAGAUCCCUAUUUCUGCACUUGUCUCAUUUGUGGAGGCCCUGGAAGUGGGGUACAGCAAGCACAAAAAUCCUUACCACAAUUUGAUGCACGCUGCUGACGUCACACAGACCGUGCAUUACCUUCUCUAUAAGACAGGAGUAGCAAACUGGCUGACGGAGCUGGAGAUCUUUGCUAUAAUCUUCUCAGCUGCCAUCCAUGACUACGAGCACACCGGAACCACCAACAAUUUCCACAUUCAGACCCGGUCUGACCCAGCGAUUCUGUACAACGAUAGGUCUGUUUUAGAAAAUCACCAUUUAAGUGCAGCCUAUCGCCUUCUGCAGGAGGAUGAGGAAAUGAAUAUUUUGAUCAACCUCUCGAAGGAUGACUGGAGGGAGUUUCGGACCUUGGUAAUUGAGAUGGUGAUGGCCACAGAUAUGUCCUGUCAUUUUCAGCAAAUCAAAGCAAUGAAGACUGCUCUUCAACAGCCAGAAGCAAUUGAAAAGCCAAAAGCAUUAUCCUUGAUGUUGCACACGGCAGACAUCAGCCAUCCAGCAAAAGCGUGGGAGCUCCACCAUCGCUGGACCAUGUCACUCCUGGAGGAGUUCUUUAGACAGGGCGAUAGAGAAGCAGAGCUGGGUCUGCCUUUUUCUCCUUUGUGUGAUCGGAAGUCCACCAUGGUUGCCCAGUCUCAAGUAGGUUUCAUUGAUUUCAUUGUGGAACCCACCUUCACUGUGCUCACAGACAUGACAGAAAAGAUCGUGAGUCCAUUCAUUGAUGAACCCUCUCAAGGUGGGGGCACCGGGCAGAGGCGUUCAAGUUUGAACAACAUCAGUUCAACAGAUGUAAAGCGAUCAGGUGUCAAGAGCUCUGGCUCAGAAGGAAGUGCCCCAAUCAACAACUCUGUCAUCCCUGUUGACUAUAAGAGUUUUAAAGCCACUUGGACUGAGGUGGUACACAUUAACCGGGAGAGAUGGAGGGCCAAGGUGCCCAAAGAGGAGAAAGCCAAGAAGGAGGCGGAAGAAAAGGCUCGCCUGGCUGCAGAGGAGAAGCAAAAGGAAAUGGAAGCCAAAAGCCAAGCUGAAGAAAGUGCGUCUGGCAAAGCUGAUAAAAAGACAUCUGGGGAAGCUAAGAAUCAAGUCAACGGAACACGAACAAAUAAAAGCAACAACCCUCACGGGAAAAAUUCCAAAACUGAGAAGUCAUCAGGAGAAAAGCAGCAGAAUGGUGACUUGAAAGAUGGUAAAAAUAAGACAGGCACGAAGGAUCAAUCUGAUGUCGGAAAUGAUUCAAAGAAAACAGAUGAUUCAGAAGAGUAAAACACACCUCAUAGACAAUAAGAGAGGCUGCCAAUGUCUUGCAUCAUUUUAGCUGAGCUUCUUCAUUCUCUUCUCCUUCCACAAAGACCCAUAUAUGGGGAAGUUGUACAACUUUCAAAAACAAGUCCCCCUGCACUUGGCCUUCUCUCAUGCCAUCUCCUUCUAGGAGAUGACAUCCUGGGAGCCAGUUUGAGGUCUUAGAACUCUGGGGGAGCACCCCUUCCCCUGCACAGCCCAAGCAAACAACACAAUUCUGAUUUUUGUACAAACAGAAACAUGAAGGGACUUCCUCAAAAUUCUUUGCUAAUGCCCUGGCUUUCAAGGCACCUGUCUGGCCUGAUGGGAGUGGACAUCCUGAAAAUGCUGAGGCCUGAGAAAGCCACACACACAGGAAUUGCCACUGUAUUUCUUUAUAUAUUGUUAUUUUUGCACUGGUUACUGAUGGUGGAUGCAGCCAAACUGGCCUUCAUCACAGAUAAGACUAUAAUUUCAGUCUCUGGUUGUUCAUUUUCUGAGUCAGAAGCAUCCUUUUUUCUCCAGUUUCCUUCCAGACUUAGAAAUUGUUCUCAUGCUUUUUUUCUAUUUGUGUAAUUUGAAAUUCUUUUUGUUUUAUAAAAAAGAAGAUUUUCUUUAUUUGAUGCUUAAUUUACAUGUGUAUUCAUUAUUAUAAACCAGAACAUUUCAGCUCAUGGCCAUAUUGUUCAGGUAGUAAACCCAGUGUUUUCACUGGGUAUCAUAACUAUGUGGUUACUGAAAUUUUUACCACUGGCUGGUUCUCUUCUUUUGAAUAUCUAUGGUUUGACUUCAUUACUCUUCUUUCUAUUCAGGGAAGCACUAAGGGAAUUAGUAUCAGGAGAUAUGUUCAAUAAUUUUUUUUUUUCAUUUUAAUGAGCCUUUAGAAAUACAAGAUAGGAGACAAUUAAUAGCACAAAUCAAAAAUAAGAAUAGUAGAUGUAGCCCUGAAAGAGAGUAAAAAUACAGUCCCCUGAAACCAAGUCACACAUGAGAUUCAGUGGAGUGCAAAUCAAGUAAUUUUGUGGAUUUAAAUGGUGUGAUUUGGAUGAAACUGAUCCUUACAGUGUGGUUGUAGUUCACAAAGGAAUCUUUGAGGCCUUCCUAAGGAGAAAUCACAUGAAUAUUGCUGGUGAUGGAGGAGGAUCAGAGAGAGGAACAGAGAGAACUAGACGAUAGUCUUAAGUGUACUACUCUUUGCAAAUUUAAUUUCCACAUUCAAAAAGCACAAAGACAGACACUCAAAAAAAUCUUCUCAAUAUGAAGGCAAAAUGCUGGUAUUCAGAGAGAAAGAAUAAGACUGCAUAUAUAGUCUACAAGGCCUUUUGUCUCACUGAAAUAUUCCCCAACAGAAAGCUUUGGAGAACUCUGUGGUACAGAGUACAGUCGUGUACUGAUAUUCCAGCAGCGUUCUUAGGUUAGAUUUAUGUUUUGCUUGGUAAGAACACAGGUUUUUCUGUUGCUCCUCCUCGUUUCCUAACAGUGACCACAGUAAAUCAAGUGAUUACACAUUCAGAUCAGAAGCCUGGCAGGUCAGGUAAAUGAGUGAAACAAGCCAUAAUAUCAGAGUGAUUGUGAUAAAUGGCAGUCAGUCAGGGGCCUGGGUAUCAGAGAGGCAGUAGGGGCUGUGAGGAAGGGGGAGGGUGUGCGCUGCCCCAUGGGGGCAGUGGCUGGCAGCUGCGAGAUUAGGUAGGAAAAAUGGGCCAAGAUAUCUAAGAUUUUCUAUGAACCCUCUCCAAAAUUUUUUAAUAUUGGCAACUAAUUCAGAAAUGUAUAAACACUGUGCUAGCCAAAGAAAACAUGCCUAUGAACCCCAUUCAGUGCAUGGGACAUUGAUUUGCAAACUGUGCUGUUUGAGAUGGUUUUAGAUAGGCAUGAAAUACAACCAGUGUGUGUCAGUUCUUGACCUUGGAACUUGAACCUCUGACCUCAUUUCAAUUCUGUAUUUUUCUACAUACAGCUUUGCAGUCAGUCGAAAUACAAUGCCUACAGCUUCCCUUUUAUACUCCAACACACAAGACUAAACAAUAUUUGAAAACAAAAUAGGAAUAUAGCCAUUUUUUUCUAGCACCAACAAAGACAGAAAUGUUUUUCAUUUGCUUUAAGUCAUCAAUUUAGCUGGAAAAAAGUGGGAAGAGAAUUUUAUUCAGGAUAUCACUCUGCUUGGAACUCUCGGUGUGAUAAAAGAUUAGCUCCAUGUAACUCUUAUUUUGAUGGAGAAGAAAAUGGCAACCAACUCCAGUAUUCUUGCCUGGAAAAUCCCAUGGAUGGAGUAGCCUCGUAGGCUACAGUCCAUGGGUUGUCAGAGAGUCGGACACGACUGAGUGACUUCACUCAUUCACUCACAGAGGAGCUGAAAGUAUAGCAAUAGUAAACAGCCAUAUAUGCUUCACGGACAAUUUAAACUAUACUAUUAAAAUUCACUUUUAAAAACAAUGUGGCUAUUGGAAGCUAGAACAUGGAAGCAACCUAGAUGUCCAUUGACAGAUGAAUGGAUAGAGAAGUUAUGGUACAUAUACAUAAUGGAAUAUUACUCAACCAUAAAAAGGAACACAUUUGAGUCAGUUUUAAUGAGGCGGAUGAACCUAGAACCUAUUAUACAGAGUGAAGUGAGUCAGAAAGAGAAAGAUAAAUAUCAUUCUAAUGCAUAUAUACAGAAUCUAGAAAAAAAUGGUACUGAAGAAUUUAUAUAGGACAGCAAUGGAGAAACAGACAUAGAGAAUUGACUUAUGGACGUGGGGAGAGGGGAGGAGAGGGUGAGAUGUAUGGAAAGAGUAACAUGGAAACUUACAUUACCAUUUGUAAAAUAGAGAGCCAAACGGGAAUUGGCUGUCUGGCUCAGGAAACUCAAAC